Molecule: messenger RNA, 1065 nt
Organism: Ostertagia ostertagi
Lineage: Eukaryota; Metazoa; Nematoda; Chromadorea; Rhabditida; Trichostrongylidae
Source: the annotation of a GenBank genome assembly
AUGAACCGUAAACAUUUUCUUUCUGCUGCACUGGCUGCCGGGGCGGCUAUACCGGCCAUCGCUGCCCGAACCGGCAAUGAUGAUGACGAUGCAGAAAGCGCAUUGAUUAUUCCCAAAUACCUGAAACCCGGCGAUACCAUUGGCAUUACCAGUCCCGCCGGCUAUAUUACCCUGCAGGAUAUACAACCCGCCAUACAGCAGCUGCAAAGUUGGGGCUAUACCAUUAAACUGGGCGCUACCAUUGGCAGGCGCGAUUUUACGUUUGGCGGCACCGAUGCAGAACGGGUGGCAGAUUUUCAGCAGCUGCUGGAUGAUCCCUCCAUCAAAGCCAUUAUGUGCGCCCGUGGUGGUUAUGGUGCCGUGCGUAUUAUUGAUCAAUUAGAUUUUACCAAAUUGCAGCAGCAUCCCAAGUGGAUCAUUGGGUUCAGCGAUAUUACGGUCAUUCAUUCGCACCUCAACCGCAAUUACGGCAUCAGUUCCAUUCAUUCAAAAAUGUGCAAUAGUUUUCCUGACGACUGGACCAAGGCAGAACCGGUACAGAUAGAAACUAUCCUUUCUAUCAAACAGGCGCUGGCGGGUGAGAAAAUGAAGUACAGCGCUACACCCAAUGAAAAAAAUAGAACAGGGCUGGCAGAAGGGGUGCUGGUAGGCGGCAACCUGAAAACCCUGGAAUCGCUGGCAGGCAGCAAAUCUGAUAUUAAAACGGCCGGCAAGAUUUUAUUUGUAGAAGACACCAACGAAUACCUGUACAGUAUUGACCGCAUGUUCUGGGGAUUGAAGCGCACGGGCAAACUGGCGGCGCUCAGCGGGUUGAUAGUGGGUGGUUUUAAAGUAAAAGCAGACGAUAGCCCGGACGAUGCUUUUGGCCGCAGUUUACAGGAUGUCAUAUUGGAAAAAGUAAGCGCUUAUAAAUACCCGGUAUGUUUCGAUUUCCCGGUAGGUCACCAGAAAAAUAAUUUUGCCCUCAAAUGCGGUGUGUUGCACCGGUUGGAAGUCAAUAGCGAUUCCGUAAGUUUGAAAGAAAUCAGCCAGCGCGAUCAACAAAAAAAGGCGGCAUUAAAAUAA